UUUUUUUUUCCUUUUCCCUCCCUUUUUUGUUGGAAUCGUUUGACACUUCUUUUUUUUUUAAAUUGAUCAUUUCAAACAUUCAUCAUGGUCAACUACGUGUUAUUCGAAACAGCUUCAGGCUAUGCAUUAUUUGAACGUUUACAAUCUGAAGAAAUCGGUUCCAAACUUGCUCAAGUUCAAGAAACUGUACUCGAUUUAGCAAAGUUUGGUCAAAUGAUCAAACUAAAGUCAUUCUCACCUUUCAAAAGUGCUGCUGAUGCUUUAGAAAAUGCUAACGACGUUUCUGAAGGUAUUGUGAAUGAUUCUUUAAAGGCUUUCUUGGAAAUGAAUCUUCCCAAGGCUGGUAAGAAGAACAAGGUUGAACUUGGUGUAGCUGAUCGUAACUUGGCUGGUGCUAUCAAGGGUGAACUUGGUGUUGAAUGUAGCACUGAUGAAAUUGUUCAAGAAUUGGUGCGUGGUAUUCGUCUUUGGGCUGAUAAAUUAUUGUCUCAAUUGAAGGAAGGUGAUCUGGAAAAGGCUCAACUUGGUCUUGGUCAUAGUUAUUCUCGUGCAAAGGUCAAGUUCAAUGUCAAUCGUUCCGACAAUAUGAUCAUUCAAGCUAUUGCUCUUUUGGAUCAAAUGGAUAAAGAUGUCAACACAUUUGCUAUGCGUGUCAGAGAAUGGUAUUCAUGGCAUUUUCCUGAACUUGUCAAGAUUGUGAAUGAUAAUUAUAAAUAUGCCAAACUUGUCAAGGUGAUCAAAAAUAAAUCUGAUUUAUCUGAAGAACAUUUGGAAGCUAUGGAAGAAAUUUUGGAAGGAGAUGAAACUACCGCCAAACAAAUCCUUGAUGCUGCUCGUGCUUCGAUGGGUACAGAUAUUUCUCCUAUCGAUAUGAUCAACAUUCAAAACUUCGCUGACCGUGUUAUUAGCUUGGCUGAUUAUCGCAAGAACCUUCACAACUAUCUCAUUUCCAAGAUGUCUCAUGUCGCUCCCAAUUUGGCUGCUCUUAUUGGUGAAAUUGUUGGUGCUCGUUUGAUCUCUCAAGCUGGUUCUUUAACUAAUUUAUCUAAAUAUCCUGCUUCCACAUUGCAAAUCUUGGGUGCUGAAAAGGCUCUUUUCCGUGCUUUGAAGACAAAGGGUAACACUCCCAAGUAUGGUUUAAUCUAUCAUUCUUCUUUCAUUGGUCGUGCUGGUGCAAAGAACAAGGGUCGUAUUUCUCGAUAUCUUGCCAAUAAAUGUACUAUUGCUUCUCGUAUUGAUUGUUUCACUGAAACUCCUUCUGAUAAAUUUGGUCAAGCUUUGAAAGCUCAAGUAGAAGAACGUCUCAAGUUCUUUGAUAGUGGUGCUACUCCUGAAAAGAAUGCUGAUGUGAUGAAACGUGUGAUUGAUUCUCUUGGUGAUCUUGAUGAAGAUGAAAUCCAUGAAGAACCUGUUAUUACCAAGAAACGAGUAGCUGAAGAAGAAGUUGAACAAGAAACCAAGCCUGCUAAGAAGGCGAAGAAGGAAAAGAAAGAGAAGAAGGAUAAAAAGGACAAGAAGGACAAGAAGGAAAAGAAAGAAAAGAAGGAAAAGAAAGAAAAAAAGGAAAAGAAGUAG
Halteromyces radiatus is the source of this 1575-nucleotide messenger RNA. RefSeq lists its product as uncharacterized. The coding region runs from base 85 to 1575 and encodes 496 amino acids. Gene Ontology annotation, cellular component: small-subunit processome; box C/D methylation guide snoRNP complex. The record is from RefSeq and is a predicted model, not a curated record. NCBI's taxonomy places the organism in Eukaryota, Fungi, Mucoromycota, Mucoromycetes, Mucorales, Cunninghamellaceae. The transcript is spliced from 5 exons. Gene Ontology annotation, molecular function: snoRNA binding.